Cololabis saira (Pacific saury) is the source of this 1758-nucleotide messenger RNA. RefSeq names its product calcitonin gene-related peptide type 1 receptor-like. Gene Ontology annotation, cellular component: plasma membrane. The record is from RefSeq and is a predicted model, not a curated record. NCBI's taxonomy places the organism in Eukaryota, Metazoa, Chordata, Actinopteri, Beloniformes, Belonidae. The transcript is spliced from 13 exons. The coding region runs from base 80 to 1573 and encodes 497 amino acids. Gene Ontology annotation, molecular function: calcitonin receptor activity; calcitonin gene-related peptide receptor activity; adrenomedullin receptor activity. Gene Ontology annotation, biological process: cell surface receptor signaling pathway; angiogenesis; adenylate cyclase-activating G protein-coupled receptor signaling pathway.
UGACCCGUCUCUGCAGCAGCAGCAGGGCCGGGGAUAUUUCCAGGAAAACACACUCUGACAUCUCACGCAAAUAGAAGACAUGUGGAGGAGCCUGUCACUCUCACUGGUUGUCGCUUUGGCGCUGGGAGCGGAGGUGUCCCGGUGUCAGGAUGUGGAGUCCGUGGCGACGGUUGAAAACGCAGCAGAGGAGCCGCAGGAGAAUUUCAGCGACAUAUCCGCCGUUCUCGGGAACGCAAGACGCCAGAUCCUGGCGGCUCAGUUUGAGUGCUACAUGAAGAUAAUCCACGAUCCGCAUCAAAUGGAGGAAGGUGUUUACUGUAACCGCACGUGGGACGGCUGGAUGUGUUGGGGAGAUUCCCCUCCAGGAACCGCCAUCCAGAUGUGUCCGUCCUACUACGUCGACUUCGACCCCGCCGAAAAGGUGACUAAAGUGUGUAACCCUGACGGCCAGUGGUUCCACCACCCGGAGAGCAACAGAGUCUGGUCCAACUACACGCAGUGCCAGGCCCACACCAAAGACAAACGCAAGUUUGCGAUCAGUCUCUACUACCUGGCUCUGGUGGGUCACGGUCUCUCCAUUGUCUCCUUAAUCGUUAGUCUGAUAAUCCUCUCCUAUUUGAACUGUCUCAGCUGCCAAAGAAUCUCUCUCCACAAGAACACGUUCCUCUCGUUCAUCCUGAACUCCAUUGUUACCAUACUGUGGCUUUCCUUUAAUAUGACCUACACCACGACCAUGAGUGCCAGCAACCCUGUGAGCUGUAAGAUCCUGGCCGUGCUGACUCACUACACCACCACUUCCAACUACUUCUGGAUGCUGUGUGAGGGAAUCUACCUGCACACGCUCAUCAUCGUGGCCGUGUUUGCCGGGGAGCAGCAGCUCUUCUGGUACCACAUCCUGGGCUGGGUUUUCCCUGCUGUUCCUGCCCUCACAUACGCCCUCGGCCGCGGCCUGUUCUUUAACGAUAAGUGCUGGAUCAAUUCAUCCACAAACCUCCUCUACAUCAUUCACGGGCCCAUCCAGGUCGCAUUGCUUGUGAACCUCUUCUUUCUGCUGAACAUUGUCCGGGUUCUGAUCACGAAGCUGAAGGAGACGCACUGUGCCGAGUCUACGGCCUACAUGAAGGCGGUGAGAGCCACGCUCAUCCUCAUCCCUCUGCUGGGAAUCCAGUUCAUCCUGUUCCCGUGGAGGCCGGAGGGACGAAUCAGCCAAGCCGUCUUCGAUUUCUUUAUAAGCGUCUUCUCCAACUUUCAGGGAUUCCUGGUGGCCGUUAUAUUCUGUUUCUGCAACGCUGAGGCUCAGACGGCCAUGAAGAGGAAGUGGGUUCAGUGGAAGGCCGCGUGGGGGAAGACGGGCUGGGGAGACACGCCCAUGACCAGCAGCCACUUCAACUACCACACCAACUCCUCCAUCGUGGAGACCAGCCGCACCACCUUCAGCCUGGAGCAGCCGGCCGGCGCCGCCGCGCUGGAGCCGCCCAAACACGGCAACCCCAACGGGCAGGACAAGGCCGGCAGGGCCUGCUCCAACGGGCAGAUGGGCAUCUUUAACAUGCUGGAGAGCGCCGGGAUCUGACCCGGCCGGAGCCCCGAGGAGAUGGUGCUGAUGCCAGAGUCAGAACACGUAACCCUGACAACCUGACUGGACAGGAAGGUGAUGGAGAAUCACUAAAUAAAGCUUAAGUGAUUGGGCUUUGUAUGUACAUCAACAAACACACACACAUGUACGACGGAGUAUUAGGGCCAAACUAAGACAAAAAA